CUGAAAACUCAUCACAGCCAAUGAGAGAGCGAGAUACAGAGCAGCGGGGAGUUCGGGGAGGAGUUAUAGACCACUCUCGUUGCAGAACACACAAAUGCCUACUGCAAUUUGAUGAACGUGUCAGUGUUGAGACCUUGCAGGCUGAACUAAUCAGCCUUGCACAGCAAUGGGAAAGACUGAAACAAUAACUAACGGAGAACUACAACAUUAGGGGAGCUGCUUCUAGUGAUGAAACAUGGGAAGGCUCUGAGGUUCCUGAAGAAAGUGUGGAGUUUGUGAGCAGAAGUUGUUCCACAUGCAAAAACUGUCUAAUAUGCUGCUAUCUCCUCUUGUCUCAAUACAAUCUGCUUACUGCUUUGUUGAUGGUUUGGGUUAUAAGUUCCUCCCCACACUAUCCAUUACUCAGGUUGCCUGUGAGAGGACCUUCUUCACCCUGACAUUAGUGAAGAACUGUCUGAGAACCUCCCUCAGUCAAGAGAACCUUGAAGCAUUCCUUUUUACAGCAACAGACAAGCUAGAUUCUUAUGGAACUUGAUAAAGAUUGCAUCAUUGACAAGAUGGCAGAGCAGUGAGCUACUGCACCACCUACAGGUUUACUAGUGCUAAUUACUUACUGUUUACUCUUACUGGUCUGUGUCGUGGAAAUUCUCAAUACUAAUCCGACUUCACCACUGACAAUUCAAACAACCUCCAGUUGUCAAUAUAAUAUAUAAUACUCAGUACCAAUACAGUACUACAGUACCUUCGAGGUAAUUCCCGUCCCGAAUAUAAUACAAUACAAUACUACAGUACCACAAUACUACAGUACCUUUGAGGUAAUUCCCGUCCCAAAUAUAAUACAAUAUAAUACUACAGUAUCUCGAGGUAAUUCCCUUCUCGAAUACUUCUAAUACUUCUCAGUUUCUAAUACUUCUCAGUUUGACGAGGAUGUUGAGGCUACUCUAGAUGCAUCAUGCAGAGGAGAAGUGGAUCAGCGACUGCAGUUGAUGAGUACACUAAUCAUCAGCAUCGGUGCAGAGAGAUUUGGCAUCAAAGUACCGAAGGCUCAGAACAUUGCUAGGCCAAACCGGCGUGAGACCAAGAUCUCCCAGCUCAGGAAAGAGCUGAAGGUUUUAAACCGUCAGUAUAAGAGGGCGAGCGAGGAGGAAAAGCCAGCCCUUACAGAGCUCAGGGACAUUCUGAGGCAGAAACUCAUCUCUCUACGGCGGGCUGAGAGGCACAGGAGGAGAGGCAGAGAAAGAGGUCGCAAGCGAAUGACCUUCAUUGCAAAUCCCUUUCGCUUUACUAAGCAGCUGCUGGGGCAGAAGCGGAGUGGGACCCUGCGAUGCCCAAAGGAGGAGAUCAAUCAGCACCUCAGUGAUAAAUACAGCGACAGCAGGAGAGAGGAGAAUCUGCCCUCCUGCAGAGAGUUACCCACACCACCAGAACCCUCCUUCCAGUUUAACAUCAAGGAGCCCACCUUGGCAGAGGUCAGGGACAUCGUACGAACUGCUCGUACCAGCGCAGCUCCGGGCCCAAGUGGAGUGCCAUAUAAAGUUUAUAAGCAUUGCCCGAGACUCUUGGAGAGGCUGUGGAGACUCAUCAGGGUAGUAUGGCGGAGGGGGAAGGUGGCCCAGCAAUGGCGUCACGCAGAGGGUGUGUGGAUACCAAAGGAGGAGAAUGCAAGUGACAUCACACAGUUCCGCACCAUCUCUCUGCUCAGUGUGGAAGGCAAAAUCUUUUUCAAGAUUCUUGCCAACAGGUUAUCUGAGUAUCUUAUGAGGAAUUCCUACAUUGACACCUCGGUGCAAAAGGGCGGAGUCCCAGGCAUGCCGGGCUGUUUGGAACACACAGGAGUGAUCACCCAGUUGAUCCGGGAGGCGAGAGAAAAUCGAGGAGACCUAGCAGUCCUCUGGCUUGAUUUAGCCGACGCCUACGGAUCAAUUCCACACAAGCUGGUGACAACAGCUCUGACGAUACACCACAUUCCUGAGAAGAUCAUAGAACUCAUAAGGGACUACUACAGCAGUUUCAGCCUGAGAUUCACCUCUGGAACAGUAACAUCUGCGGGGCACCGCUUAGAGAAGGGCAUUAUCACAGGCUGCACCAUAUCAGUGGUAUUGUUUUCCCUAGCGAUGAGCAUGCUGGUCAAGGCUGCUGAGGUGGAAUGUAGGGGCCCCCUGUCAAGAUCCGGCAUUCGCCAACCGCCAAUCCGAGCCUAUAUGGAUGAUCUGACUGUCACAUCAACAUCAGUGACAGGGUGCAGGUGGCUCCUCCGCGGUCUGGAAAGGAUUAUGGCAUGGGCAAGAAUGACGUUCAAGCCAGCCAAGUCCAGAUCCUUGGUCCUGAGAAAGGGGAGAGUGGAGGACAAACACCGUUUUUACGUGGAUGGAGUCACUAUUCCAACAGUGUCAGAGAAGCCUGUGAAAAGCUUAGGGAAGAUCUUCGACAGCACCCUGAAGGACAAGGCAGCGGUGGAGGCAGCCCACAUGGAGCUGAAGACCUGGUUAUCAGUGGUGGACAAGUCCGGUCUUCCGGGGAAGUUCAAGGCAUGGAUAUACCAGCAUGGUAUCCUGCCAAGACUCCUGUGGCCACUACUGAUUUAUGAAGUCCCAGUAUCACUUGUGGAGGGCUUUGAACGCAAUAUCAGCCAAUACCUGCGUAGAUGGCUGGGUCUGCCGAAGAGCCUGAGCAGCAUUGCUCUGUAUGGGCACAACAAUAAGUUGCAGUUGCCUUUUACUGGUUUGACUGAGGAGUUCAAAGUCACCAGAGCCAGGGAGGUGUUGCUUUACAGAGACUCGGCUGACACCAGAGUCUCUUCCGCUGGCAUCACGGUCAGAACUGGGAGGAAAUGGCGAGCGCAAGAGGCAGUCGACCAGGCAGAGGCGAGACUGAGACAUAGUGUCUUAGUUGGCUCUGUGGCAGUGGGAAGAGCUGGUCUAGGCAGUCACACAAGACCACGCUACGACAAAGCCCAAGGACGAGAGAGACGCCAGAUGGUGCAGAGAGAGAUUCGUGCUGAGGUGGAGGAGGAGCGCCUAAGUAGGACUGUGGCAAUGCGCCAACAAGGAGCCUGGGCCAAUUGGAAUUAUGCAGCUGCCAGGAAGAUCACCUGGACAGAACUAUGGAAGUAUGAACCCGCAAGACUUAAGUUCCUGAUUCAGUCGGUGUAUGAUGUCCUCCCAAGUCCAUCUAACCUUUACACCUGGGGCCUAGCAGAAACAUCAACAUGCCCUCUGUGUCCGGCUCAUGGUUCCCUGGAGCAUAUCCUGAGUUGCUGCCCUAAAGCACUAGGAGAGGGGAGGUACACGUGGCGCCAUAACCAGGUGCUGAAGGCAGUAGCGGAUACCAUCUGCACAGCAAUCCGGGAGUCUAAACAUCAAGUCCCAGCGAGGUACAACAUCUCCUUUGUUAGGGCAGGGGAGAAACCCCAGGGAGAACGUAAGGCCUCAACUGGACUGCUAGCCACGGCCCGAGAUUGGAAGUUGCACGUGGACCUUGGGAGGCAGUUAAAGCUCCCAGAGCACAUAGCAAGGACGUCACUGAGGCCAGAUCUGGUCUUAACAUCUGACUCAACAAAGCAAGUCGUGCUAGUGGAGCUUACUGUCCCCUGGGAGGACAGGAUGGAGGAGGCUUUCGAAAGGAAGAAGGCCAAAUAUCUGGAGUUGGUUGAGGCAUGCAGAGGGAGAGGAUGGAGGGCCCGCUGUGAACCAAUAGAAGUAGGCUGCAGGGGCUUUCUAAGUCAAUCUGUGCAUCGGGCAUUCAGGCUCCUUGGCAUUAGAGGGUUGCGUGAAAGAAGAGCCACUAAAAACAUCAGUGAGGUCGCUGAAAAAGCCUCAAGUUGGUUAUGGAUCAAAAGGGGAGAAGUAUGGAGUAGCGCGCUGCUUGGACACAAACCGGGGCCUGAUCAACCCCGGUUGGGUCGCCCAGGUGAGGGUGUCUGAAGAUCAAAGACCCGAAACACCCUAUGACCCUGGGUCCUUCACUGAAGAUGUGUCCAAGCUGCACCUUUAAGGUGUUUCAAAAUCUAUACAUUUCCAAUAUUUCGAGGUAAUUCCCUUCCCGAAAUAAGGUGACGGCGUCCCGUCAAGAAACUACUAUCACUACCUCAAUCACACAUGAGCACACAGGUCUUUAGCAUCUAUACACUCUCACCGUCCUUCUCAGGUGUACGCUGGUCCGACACAGGAUCAUUAAUACUAACUCUGAGUAUUACAGCCUCACCCCGAGGGCGACUCUAUAGUCUUCCAACACUAUCACUGUCUCUGCUGUGGUCUUUUGAGUGUAGAAUCUUUAGUACUUCUAUUCCUCAGCUGCGCAGCAUAUACCUGACGUGACUUCCAAGUUGCUCUUUGUAGAAAUUAAGUUUUAUUUACGGCCGGGAGGUCACUCGUCACAACAACAGAGUGAGUCUCCAUGAAUAGAAAGAUACAUGCACAUUUAAGUCUUACAGUUGAGUAAAAAUCAAUGUCUUCAUCACUGUGAUUUGUUCUGGUGAUUGGUUUGUAAUGAUCUAAGCUAAUCAUGUGACUGGUCUUUGACCUGAGCAUCCUUAGUCUGCGAAGGACACAGUAGAGCCUGUCCCCCCGAGAUUAAGAAGGUUUCUACAACCCUUACUUCAUUGUACCGAAGAAGGGUGGUGGUUUGAGACCAAUCCUAGAUCUGCGAGUACUGAAUCAGGCCCUGCACAGGCUCCUGUUCAAAAUGCUCAUGGUCAAACACAUGCUCACAUGUGUCAGACAUCAGGAUUGGUUCACGGUGAUACACCUGAAGGAUGCAUAUAAUGUCCACUCUUGACAGAAAACAUGAUUUUUGUGAUCUCAUGCAUGCAUGCAUGCACACAUAAUGUGAAGAAAAUUUUGUAUAGGCAUAUUAUAGUUUAAAUUACCAGU
This is a messenger RNA of Megalobrama amblycephala (Wuchang bream), 4871 nucleotides long. RefSeq lists its product as uncharacterized. Bases 987 to 3923 code for a protein of 978 amino acids. NCBI's taxonomy places the organism in Eukaryota, Metazoa, Chordata, Actinopteri, Cypriniformes, Xenocyprididae. The transcript has a single exon. The record is from RefSeq and is a predicted model, not a curated record.